Sitophilus oryzae (rice weevil) is the source of this 2354-nucleotide messenger RNA. RefSeq names its product BEL1-like homeodomain protein 1. The transcript has 7 exons. The record is from RefSeq and is a predicted model, not a curated record. Gene Ontology annotation, molecular function: zinc ion binding; DNA binding. Lineage: Eukaryota; Metazoa; Arthropoda; Insecta; Coleoptera; Curculionidae. Gene Ontology annotation, cellular component: nucleus. Gene Ontology annotation, biological process: regulation of DNA-templated transcription. Bases 161 to 1444 code for a protein of 427 amino acids.
UGUCAUUUCUCCAACCUCCAAAUGGAGACGUCAAUUUUAUUUUCUCCAAAAUAUUUUUAUUGAUUAUGUAACGUAUUGUUGGUAUUUUCGAUAAAAAAGCGUUUCAGUUAGCUACCUAGUGUGUAUUAUAAAUAAAAGGGGUAUACCAUAAGAGGAGAAAAUGACAAAAGUUUGUCGUUUAUGUCUUACAAAGUUGCAAAGAGGUACAAAAUACUUCAACAUCAAUGCAGUUGAGAGUUUCACAGGCUUUAUGCCUUACAGAGACCAGUUGACGACAUGUAUACCAGAAAUGGCUUUGGACUUAAUACCGAAUCCAGUUAUUUGCAAUAACUGUCGAACAGCCCUGAAAUCAUCGUACGUUUUUAAGUCAAGAUGCCUCCUAGUAGAGAAAAAAAUUAGGCAGCACGUCGAAAGCCAUCCUUCAAAAACAUUAAUGUAUAAUCUCGCCGAUAUAGAUACUUCAAGUUUACCCAAGGCCGCUAAAUACGAAUCAGAAAUUCAAAGAGAAUCUCCCCACAAGAAGCCAGUCGCAAUAUUACCAAAAAUCGAGGUAGCUGAGCAGCCAGUAUCCUUGCUUUCAAAUCUAUUAUCAUCUGCUACUGAGUCGGUCCCUUCAUCUGAUCCAAGAGAGCCAGAGUUUUUAAAUAUAUCUGAGUCGAAUUUUGAAGAAGAAAACACAAACAGUGAUAAAAUACCGGCAAAGAAAAAAUCCAGAGAAAUUAUUGGUUCGGAGCUCAUGUCUUGUAAUCGUUGUGAUAAGCAAUUUUCAAGUGUUUCUUUGAUGCAUAUUCACAAGAUGCGAGUCCACGAGGAAGAUUAUAUUUGUAACUUUUGUAAUGUUGCCUUCAAAACAUUACAAAAUCUACGAAGACACAAUCAACAGUGUCAGAAAUUGAAAAGUGUUAAUACGAGCGAUUCCGUUCUGUCAAAAAGGCCGCAUCUUCCAGCAAAAGCAAAGAAUCACCUUAAGAAGUGGUUAUUUAGACAUACGGAACAUCCUUAUCCGACAGAUGUGGAAAAGCAACAGUUAAUGAAGGAGACGAAUUUAUCAUUGUUGCAAGUGGAAAAUUGGUUUAUUAAUGCCCGAAGAAGAAUAUUGUCCGAUUUAACGCGACUGAAAUAUAUGAGGAGAAGAUCUCGACCCUCAGACCGUAUAGAGCUUGAAGAGUCUGAGGAGGUGAUGAUGCGUUAUAGAAACGAAGGAGAUAUUCCGAAUAUUCGAUUGAUUAGUGAUCUUAUCGAUCCAUUGACAGCCGGUUUGGAUGACGCUAGCGAGAGCCCCGAUACUCACAAUAACAGUACUGAAACUGAAGAUGAAAAUUCAGGGAAAAAUAUAAAGGAAGAAGAGUCAUCUGAAAAUUCAGAGGAAGAGGAAGAUCCCCUAGAAAAUAUUCCGCUUAUCAAGAUCGCUAAAAGGAUUAAAAUAGAAGUAGAUGAACGAUAAAAUAGCGUUGCUUAAUUAUAAGAUAGAAUAAUGAAAUCAUUUUCAAAGUGAAUUAGAUAUUGGAUUAAACUAAAAAAAUAUUUUUUUUGUUGGUAAACAAAUACUUUUUAUUUUUACGUUCGCACUACAAUUUAUUAGGUAUAUAUGUAUGAGAAUAUGGUGUAUUUUAGUUCCUUAGUUUUUAUACAAAUUUUCUUUAAUAUAUAUUUUCCAUUUUUUAAUAAAUUUCUUCAUUUACACUGUCAUAUACAGAGUGUCCCUUUAGGUUAGGUUAGGUUGCUGGGAUUUGGGAUCCUGUUUGAUUCCUUACUCGGAGGCCUUGGAUCCAUUGCGAUGUCGCUGAUGUUGGCUUCUGCUCUGCUUCUAUCAACUAACAACUAACUUCUCUCAACUAAACUAUCAAAGAAUAAUGAGACUUCUUAUAAAAUUAACACUUUUAUUUCAUUAAAAUUACAGGUAAUAUUUUAUAAAUUACUUUAGAAGUAUUUACAAUAUAUCUAUUUGAAAUUAAGCUAACAUUUCAUUUUUUUUUCAUAUCAAGGUGUGACAAUUUGGAAUGUUGAUGUAAAUUAUACCAUAUGAUGAAAAUAUAAACGGCGUCAGUUAUCAUAGAAAUACUAACGAUGACAUUUUAUAUGUAAAAUUAUAUGGUGAAUGAUAUCGCUCGGCAUUUCUACAAAAACUUAAACGCGGCGCCUUUUUUAAUCAUACAGUGUUGUCAAAGUAAAAUAUACAGUUUAUGAAUGAAAAUUGUCUGGUAUUUUGGCUAGAUUAUUAAAAAUGUUCUCAUUUGUAAUAGUUACAUAGAAUAUUUGUACAGUAUCAGAGAUAAAGUCCGAAUUAUAUGGGCCUUUUUUUGUGCACGUCCUUGGGUGAAAUUUGACAUCGACAAUAGUUUCUGCUUUAAAUU